ACGGUUCUGAUCAUUUCUGAAACCACCCCAUUGCGUUCGAUUUUAAUUGAUUUUCUUGAAAAGAUAUCAGCGGUCUUGGUUGAUUGGGAUUGGCCCACGUACACUCCUCUUCUGUGCCCCUUUUCUCUCUAAUAAGUUGACCGAGUCGAUCUUCGUUUCUCUUUUUCCACCUCUGUGUCUUUAGAAGCUCGAGAUGAGGAGCACAUCUGAGCCAUGUUGAAUCUCAUUUGACUUGGUAUUUAGAUCUUGAUAUCUAAGAAGGCCUGAACAUGGAUCUUGAAGAGAAAGAUCCCCAACAAGCACCUUUUACACGGCAGAACUGGGAAGAUUCAUCUAUUUUAGAUUACAGCACCAGGAUCAAGUCGCCUUUCCAGGAAUUCGACCAAACUCAUCCUUCGAUGUUGUCUGAUAACCAAAUCAAAUUCCUUAUCCAAGAAGGUGCCCUUAAUGAAUUGCUUCAAGCCAGUGAAGUCCAAGACUGGGAUCCGAGUGCGAUGCUAAACAAUCUUUCGUUCCUUGAGCAGAAGAUCCACCAGCUUCAGGAUUUGGUGCAUUUAAUCAUUGGCCGGAAGGGCCAAGUGUUGGGGCGACCGGAUGAACUUGUUGCUCAGCAGCAGCAGCUGGUUACAGCUGAUCUCACGUCGAUAAUAGUUCAGUUGAUAUCUACUGCUGGUAGUCUUCUCCCAUCUGGUAAGAGUACUCUUUCUGUAGCCACUCCAUCUCUCGAACAAACUGGGCAGUUUGGUGGAGUCGUCUUCCCUUCUGCGCAAGGGCUGAAUGAUGGAGUUCAUCCCCAAAAUGGUUGUGGAAGCAAAGUCUCUGAGCUUCCGAACUCUGUUGAUAUUAGUCGUAAGAAUGGAAAUGAGCAGAAUCAUGUAAUCGAGGAACAUGAAUUAAAAGAUGAGGAAGAUGUGGAGGAAGGAGAAAGCCUUUUACCUGACACGUAUGAGAUAUUGCAGUUAGAAAAGGAAGAAAUCCUUGCACCCCACACUCACUUCUGCACUAUAUGUGGAAAAGGAUUCAAAAGAGAUGCAAAUUUACGGAUGCACAUGAGAGGUCACGGAGAUGAGUACAAAACACCUGGAGCACUUGCAAAACCCACUAAAGAAUCCUGCUCCGAACCAGCUAUUAUUAAGAGGUAUUCCUGCCCUUAUGCUGGUUGCAAGCGGAACAAGGAUCACAAGAAGUUUCAGCCUCUGAAGACCAUUUUAUGCGUCAAAAACCAUUACAAGAGAACCCACUGUGACAAAAGCUACAUUUGCAGCAGAUGCAAUACCAAGAAAUUCUCGGUAAUUGCCGAUCUGAAAACUCAUGAGAAGCAUUGUGGUAAAGAUAAAUGGCUUUGUUCUUGCGGCACCACAUUUUCAAGGAAAGAUAAGCUGUUUGGGCAUAUUGCUCUUUUCCAAGGUCACACUCCAGCCAUUCCUUCAGAAGAAGUUAAAGCACCCGUUUGGCCAUCUGAUCGAGGGGACGGCGAUCAAGCCGCAAAUAAGGUUGGUAGCAUGAACAUCAACUUUUCCUCUAAUGUUUCUAGUGAAAAUGAGGCUCAAAGUAGUAUGGAUAUUAAAGGGAGCAUCAAUGACCCUGCUGGUUAUUUCUCUCCGUUGAACUUCGAUACAUGUAAUUUUGGUGGGUUUCAUGAAUUCCCUCGGCCACCAUAUGAUGAUUCUGAGAGUUCGUUUGCAUUUCUCCUUUCCGGGUCCUGUAGUUACCCUCAGAAAAGUGGAGAAGACUAAAACCUUAAUAA
Messenger RNA from Hibiscus syriacus, 1747 nucleotides. RefSeq names its product protein SENSITIVE TO PROTON RHIZOTOXICITY 1-like. The record is from RefSeq and is a predicted model, not a curated record. NCBI's taxonomy places the organism in Eukaryota, Viridiplantae, Streptophyta, Magnoliopsida, Malvales, Malvaceae. The transcript is spliced from 2 exons. Bases 270 to 1736 code for a protein of 488 amino acids. Gene Ontology annotation, biological process: response to acidic pH; response to aluminum ion.